Oncorhynchus gorbuscha (pink salmon) is the source of this 1725-nucleotide messenger RNA. RefSeq names its product arrestin domain-containing protein 1-like. NCBI's taxonomy places the organism in Eukaryota, Metazoa, Chordata, Actinopteri, Salmoniformes, Salmonidae. Gene Ontology annotation, biological process: protein transport. Bases 58 to 1272 code for a protein of 404 amino acids. Gene Ontology annotation, molecular function: ubiquitin-like ligase-substrate adaptor activity; ubiquitin protein ligase binding. The record is from RefSeq and is a predicted model, not a curated record. Gene Ontology annotation, cellular component: cytoplasm. The transcript has 8 exons.
AAAACGCCACCACAGAGCACAGGUGAUAGACCGAGCCGUCGGUGGCAGCCUUUCGUGAUGGGAAACAUGGGAAAACUGCAAGAAUUUGACAUCACUUUUAAGGACAAUAAAGUUGUUUAUAGUCCUGGAGAUGCCGUUUCAGGCACGCUGAAAAUUACAACCGCCCAGGCUCUACUAUAUAAAGAUAUCAAGGUGAAUUGCCAAGGCUUCUGUGGUGUCACCAGCAAGAUCGACGACACAGCUUGGACAGUGAAAGAGCAGUACUUCAGCAGCACUCUCUCUGUGGCAGAUAAAGGAACCCUGAAACAGGGAGAUCACAGUUUUCCAUUCAAGUUUCUCAUUCCAGCCUCUAUUCCCACAUCCUUUGAAGGGAACUAUGGAAAAAUUAUGUACAGAGUGAGGGCUUUCAUCGACACUUCUCGCUUCUCUAAGGACUAUAAGACUGAGAAGCCUUUCUACCUGCUGAGUCUCCUCAACCUCAACGAAGUGCCUGACAUCCAUGGACCUAGUUCAUCUUCCGUUACUAAGACGUUCACCUACCUGCUGGGGGUGAAGACAGGAACGGUGGUGCUGAAGGCCCAGAGUGACAUGAAGGGCUACACUCCUGGUCAGGUCAUCAAACUGACCACAGAGAUCGACAACCGGUCUGGGAAAACCACGGGGACUGUGGUGGCCCGUCUCAUUCAGAAAGUGACUUACCAGACAAAGAAGCCUACCAUUGACUUGAGGACUUUAGUGCAGGUGGAAGGUACUGGGGUGAAGGCUGACAAACAAGCUGAGUGGAAGGAGCAGAUUAUUGUACCUCCUCUGCGCCAGUCAUCUAUGGCUGACUGUGGCCUAAUAAACAUGGAAUACUUUAUUCAAAUCUCUCUGAAAUCUCCUGUGGUAUCAUUUAUGUUACCCAUCCACAUUGGAAACAUCUCAGUGGACACCACGUCAGCACAGCUCUCCAGACCACCUCCCCAAACCCCUGAACCUCUUUACUCCUCUGUCAAGCCUGCCAAGCUAGAACACAGCAGCCGCUCUGAGCCAUCCUCCCAUAACCAAGGACCUCCUACUACUGCCCCUCGCCCUGCCCGCCGCCCAGCCCCAAAACCUGUUCCCAGGAUGAGAGUCUCCACUUCUUCCCCCAGUGCCCCUCCAGCUGAGAUGGACUAUCUGGCCAACUCCAUGCCCACCCUCUACCCACUACUACCGCCAGAGUACAGCACCUCCACACUCCCACAUGAAGCUCCUCCCAGCUACGUCGAGAGCUGUAUCAGCAACACAUAAACAUCAUGAAACAGGAGAGACUGACUGCUGGCAACUGUACACUGAAUAUUACAAUCAACCUCCCUACUAGAGGAUCAUGAUGCCAGGCAGCCCUCAAGUUAAUUAGUAUUGGUUAAGCAGCACCUUUUUACUGAUUGUUUUCACACAAUUUUAGCACUUUCAGGACAGUAAUAUGUUUUUACAUAAACCAUUUUUAUAGCUGGAGCCAUGUUUUUAAAGUUAAGUCGGUGUCAUAUAGGAUUAGUUUGGGGGUCUCCCGUGUGGUGUAGCAGUCUAAGGCACUGCAUCGCAGUGCUUGAGGGCUUCACUAAAGACCGGGUUUGAUCCCAAGCUGUGUCACAACCGGCUUUACUUGGCUCAUCACGCACUAGCAACUCCUUGUGGCGGGCCGGGCGCCUGCAGGCUGACUUCGGUUGUCAGUUGAACAGUGUUUCCUCUGACACAUUGUUGUAG